UCAUGCCGCACCAAGUCAUGGCUAGCGGCUCGCUCCUCUUUGGCUUUCCUACCAACUUUAUACGCUAUGCGGAUGUCUCUUAGCGACGCGCUCCAAACGUCCUACGCCCAUAGCUAGACCCACCCGCUAUCAAUAGGACACGCGUAGCCUUCACCUCUGCGCCGCCAGACCGCUAGACCGCCAGCCACAGACAUCCACUCGGCGGCAGCCGAGAGCGUCGCGACACCUGCGGCUUUCUCCCUAACGACCGACGACGACAUCGCAGCAAACCCCAACCGAAUGACCGACAUAUUGCAGCCAUCAUGCGCAACCCAACUUGCUGAAACCAAACAAGAGCGUGCUGCCGCGUCUCAUCAUCAAGCGCGCGAUGAUACGGAGACACGAGCCAAUGCUAAUGCUGUAGGACAUUUAGGCACAGCUGCCGAACACCGCGAGAGUCCUGCACGCUCCGAAGUCUCCCAGGCAAACAAUGGCAUCGCACACUCGCAGGAGCAAUCCAACCAAUCUCAAGACGAAUUCGACCACCUACGCAUCAAGCUACAUCUGAGAGGAUUGAAGACUGGCUGCAGGACAUGCAGGAUACGCAAGAAGAAAUGUGACGAGGGGCAGCCACAUUGCUACAACUGCUGGAGGAGGUCUCUCGUAUGCGUUCCCUACGAGUAGUCGCAGGAUCAGCAUUGGCAUUGAGACUUGCAGGCGGAAUCGCUGCCGAACAGACCUGGCACGAAUGGGGAACAUCUAACAGUGGCUCGAUAAGUGCCCGGGUAAAGCCCACAUUCAGUCUCUUCAUCAGGUAUCAACUUGAACCAUCUUUGUAAUUCGU
This is a messenger RNA of Pseudocercospora fijiensis CIRAD86, 823 nucleotides long. RefSeq lists its product as uncharacterized. The record is from RefSeq and is a predicted model, not a curated record. Gene Ontology annotation, biological process: regulation of DNA-templated transcription. Bases 280 to 663 code for a protein of 127 amino acids. The transcript has a single exon. Lineage: Eukaryota; Fungi; Ascomycota; Dothideomycetes; Mycosphaerellales; Mycosphaerellaceae. Gene Ontology annotation, molecular function: DNA-binding transcription factor activity, RNA polymerase II-specific; zinc ion binding.